This is a messenger RNA of Cephus cinctus (wheat stem sawfly), 1957 nucleotides long. Its product is annotated as adenosine kinase. NCBI's taxonomy places the organism in Eukaryota, Metazoa, Arthropoda, Insecta, Hymenoptera, Cephidae. Gene Ontology annotation, biological process: purine ribonucleoside salvage. The record is from RefSeq and is a predicted model, not a curated record. The coding region runs from base 659 to 1579 and encodes 306 amino acids. The transcript is spliced from 6 exons. Gene Ontology annotation, cellular component: cytosol; nucleus. Gene Ontology annotation, molecular function: adenosine kinase activity.
AAGUCAAGUUUCCGGCUAACUUAGUACAAGUAGUCGUCUCGAAGAAGCGCUGAUAGUAAAUUCCUAUGAUAUACCGGGUGUAAUUAAAUUCCUCUUGCAUUUUAGGCUUUGUGCUGUUGUGAAACUGUUGACGAAUUGUACCCAUUUGGGUGCGAAAAUUAUUCAACUUUGAUUAUUGCUGUCGUGAGCACUUGCUCAAAUUUGGAAUGGAAAGCGUGACUUGGCCUUGGGUAUAUCAUAAUGAUUAUAAAUUUUUAAUUGGCAACUCUAUUUUGGUCAGAAUCUGAAUUUUUUGGCCGGCAACUGGGCAACAACACGUAUCCUGUGUUUGUCAGGAACAGUCUCUAUUGGUUGCAAGGAGUGACUUUUCUACACAGAUCAGUUCAUAUUGUUUUAUGAAAAUGGUUGAGAAAGUACCCAAAUUGGUACAAGCUAUCAAGACCUUAAAAUUGCCAGCAGUCGUAGCCUUUGGAAAUCCUUUACUAGACAUUAUAGUCAUUUUGGAGAAUGAUGAAUUACUGAAGAAAUACAAUCUCAAAGUGGAUGGUGAAUUGGAAUUGCCUGAGAAGAAGAUGCAACAGCUCAUUGCUGAUCUGCCAGCAGAGUUAAUGAGUGUAUUUGAUGGAGGAGGUUUAGUCUCAGCACUGCUACCCUUGGAAUGCCUGCUGAACAGACGAUAAGUGCUGGUGGUUCGGCACAGAACACUCUAAGAAUAUUGCAGUGGCUUUGUGGUGGUCCCUCUUCAUCUCCAGUAGGAAUAUACUAUGGUGGAAUUGGUAAAGAUGCCAGAGGAAAUAUGCUGGAGAGCCUUGUGAGAGCAGCUGGUGUCGAUACAAGAUACGCAGUACAUCCCACCUUGCCUACAGGAGUGUGUGUGUCAUUGAUAACUGGUUCCUCACGAAGUCUAGCCGCGAAUAUUGGAGCAGCUGGUGUAUAUACUUUGGAUGAUGUGAUCCGAUGUAAAUUUCCCCGUGAUGCCAUUAAAAUAGUAUAUAUCGAGGGUUUCUUCGUGACUCAUAGUUUAGACGUCGCCAAGCAGCUAGUGGAAUUAACCCGCGACACGAAGAUUAUUUCUGCAUUCAAUCUGAACGGCGUGUACAUAUUUCAGGAUCAUCACGAUGCAAUUUUCGAAAUGGUCGGCUUAGCUAAAAUAGUAUUUGGAAAUGCAAGAGAAAUGAUAGCUCUCGCUCAGGCGUUAGAUCUUAAAUUCGAUGACGUGACAGACAUACCCUUCCUAUUAAAUAACUUGAAAAGGGUAACCGUUGGAGUUUCCAGUUUAUCAAACAAAGAUUGGUUGUCGGAUGAAGGUGUAUUCAUUAUGACUCAGGGUGGUUCGUCCCCAGCUAUAGCUGUGUGGGGUCAGGGACAAUCCGUCCAAGUACAACCUAUAACGCCUAAAAAUCCUGUGGUGGACACUACUGGAGCUGGAGAUGCUCUGGUAGCAGGAUUCUUAGCUGGUGUCCUGGCUGGCUGGGAUCCAAAGAACUGUUUGGAGUAUGGUUGUAAAGUAGCCAGUUUUAUGGUAACGAGGCUGGGCGUUACGUUAUCAAAUCUCGUUCCACCGGAUCUCCUACAGUAAUUUAGUUGAUCAUAGAAAUCCUGUUAAUCGUUACCUGAUGUAAUUCUCUGACAGACCUUAAUAAUUUUAUUUUUUUUUCUUCGAAGACAUAUUUACUGCAGCCGGAGAGUUAUUGUGAUAAUGCAACCAGUGUGAGCUCGAAUCUUAUUCGACACCUAGUACAAAUUAGUCAUUUCAUUUAGCUGUUGAUCGCGAGACGUAUAUAAUGUUACUAUUAGUGCAAAUUUUAGCAGCUAGAUUAUUUAGUUUGCGUUGAAGGAUCAUUGUUAAAAUCCUUCACUGUCCAAUCUUAAUGCGAAUGACCAAUAGAGAUGUAUAUGGAUGUUAAGUGUAGAGAAGCAUACACUAUUUUCCAUUAAUAAAAGUCACAUCUGGAAU